UUCCAACACCCGCCCCGCCACCAACAACUCUUCCCCGUACUGAACAACCAAUUGACCAAGGAGAUGUAGAGUGCGGCACAAGGUUCCUCGGACACAGAAUAGUCGGGGGCACUAAUGCUAGACCAGGGGCUUGGCCGUGGCAAAUAACAAUGGACUACAAGGGACAUGCUGAGAAACCCCACUGGUGCGGAGGCUCAAUUUUGACGCCUCAGUGGGUUGUGUCAGCGGCUCACUGUUUCGCGUAUGGCGAUGAUCCUAACCAGUAUACUAUUGUUGCAGGGGAUCAUGACCUUAAUGGAAAAGAAGGAUAUGAACAAAACAUUCCAAUCGAAAAAGUCAUCAAGCAUCCAAGCUACGCUCCGCAUCAAAACGAAGACUACGACUUGGCUCUUAUUAAGCUCCAGUCUCCACUCACUUAUAAUACGCGCGUGCGGCCUGUGUGCCUGCCUAAGUUUGACUUUGGGGUGGGGACCAAAUGUUUCGUCACACGCUGGGGUCAUACAACAGAAGGAGGGGACAUCCCACAGAUACUGCAGCAAGCUCAAGUGCCGCUGAUCUCACGAGACACUUGCCAAUCUGCCUAUCAAGAUUUGGGGUACACUAUUUCACAGCGGAUGCGCUGUGCAGGGUACGCUAAAGGAGGGAUUGACGCAUGUCAAGGAGAUAGUGGCGGACCGCUUGUCUGUUCUAAGAAUAACAAGUGGUAUUUGGUUGGCGCAGUAAGUUGGGGAAUUGGCUGCGCGCGCGAAGGUCGAUAGGGUGUGUAUGCUGACAUGAUGGAUCUGAAGUACUGGGUGCAAGACACAAUAAAUAAGAAUUGACAAAUGUAAAACGUACCAUAAGUAGCAGUUGUUACUGAUAUUUAAUGAGUCGAGUGACUGCUUAUGUGGAGCCACAGUUAUUUACUCGUAGAACCACAUAGUUUUUAACUAAUCCAAUCACAGAAAUAAAAGGAAGUCGAAUGUG
Molecule: messenger RNA, 966 nt
Organism: Stylophora pistillata
Lineage: Eukaryota; Metazoa; Cnidaria; Anthozoa; Scleractinia; Pocilloporidae
Product: cationic trypsin-3
Biological process (GO): proteolysis; blood coagulation
Molecular function (GO): serine-type endopeptidase activity; calcium ion binding
Source: RefSeq, a predicted model, not a curated record